AUGGCAGUACUUUUAAAAAAUUACAAACCUUUAUAUAAUAUUUUAAGGCGCGGUUAUUCAAAUGCCCCAAAUGCAAUACAAUCAGUUUUAUAUGUAUCACGUGAUAAGGCCACGGCAGUAAAUGCAUACGUUACACCUUGUGUAGAAUUUGAUUUUCAAAAAUUAUGUGAAAGUGUCAAUCUUCGUAAAUUAAAUAUAAAUAUGGCGGAAAUUGUGGCAUUAUGGAAUUAUUACAAGCAUUUGGAGAGUAAUAAAAAUCAAUUGGAGCAUAAAAAACAAUUUAUUGUGGAUAGUUUACGAAUGUUAUCAAAAGAACCGUUAACAGAUCAAAUCACUGAUAAAAUGAAUAAAUUAAAAACACAUGGGAAAUUUGUACGUGAAGAUUUAAAAGUAAUGAAAGAGAAAUUAAAUGUAUUAGAAAGCGAUGUUAUUUUACGAAUGUUAAAUUUACCAAAUGUUGUACAUCCAAAUACUCCAAAAGAAGAUAUCAUUGUCCAUGAAUUUGAGAGUAAACCAUCAACAGAAUUAUCACAUUUGAAUGUUGGAACGAAAUUAAAUUUAAUUGAAUACAAUAAUCCACAAUAUUAUUUCUUAAAAGGUGAUGCAGCUAUGCUAGAAUUACAUAUUAUGAAUUAUGGUUCUCAUAUAUUUUCAAAUGAAGAUUUUAUCCCUGUAUCGAAUCCAGAUUUUGUUCGAAGUAUUGUUGUUGAAGGAUGUGGGCGACCUCUAUAUGAUGAUAGUUCCACGUUUAUCCUUAAAAAUAAAGAUGAUAAUCCGUACGAUGAUUUACAUUUGGUGGGUGGAUCAUCCGUUUUAGAAUUCAUGGCUAUCCAUACGAAAAAUAUGGUUUAUUCAUCAAUACUUCCGUUAAAAUAUUUUAAUAUUGGAAGAAAAUAUACACCAACAGAUAAUAAUUGUGUAUCGUCGUCAGCAGGACUAUUCACUGCUAGUCAAAGUACAACUUUAGAGAUAUUCAUCGCUACUUUAGAUUCAGAUGACCAAUGUGGAAACGAAUUUAAAAACGUAUUAGAUUUAGUUACACAACUAUAUGAAAUGUUGGGUUAUCAUUUUAGAAUCGUUUAUAAAUGUCCGGAAAAUUUACAUAAAUGGGAAAGUUUUCGAGCUGAUAUUGAAAUGUUUUCAAGUUCAUUAAAUGAUUAUGUAGUUAUCGGUCAUAUCUCGAUAUCAGAUUCGUAUUAUAGUAAACGAUUAAUGUUCCAAUAUGUCGACAAUAAAGAAAAAUUUUAUCCUAAAGUUAUUUCGGGUUGUAUUAUCGACUAUCCGAAAUUGUUAGGAUGUAUAUUAGAACAAAAAUGUUUCGAAAAUAGUUCAGAAAUAAUACCUAGUCAUAUUAUGUCAUUUCAACUGUAAUAGGAUUCUAUUUUGCUAAUAAAGUAUUUUGAAG
This is a messenger RNA of Chrysoperla carnea, 1405 nucleotides long. RefSeq names its product serine--tRNA synthetase-like protein Slimp (gene Slimp). Lineage: Eukaryota; Metazoa; Arthropoda; Insecta; Neuroptera; Chrysopidae. The record is from RefSeq and is a predicted model, not a curated record. Gene Ontology annotation, molecular function: ATP binding; tRNA binding; serine-tRNA ligase activity. Gene Ontology annotation, cellular component: mitochondrion. Bases 1 to 1371 code for a protein of 456 amino acids. Gene Ontology annotation, biological process: seryl-tRNA aminoacylation. The transcript has a single exon.